Messenger RNA from Annulohypoxylon maeteangense, 4393 nucleotides. RefSeq lists its product as uncharacterized. Gene Ontology annotation, molecular function: DNA binding. The record is from RefSeq and is a predicted model, not a curated record. The coding region runs from base 537 to 4247 and encodes 1236 amino acids. Gene Ontology annotation, biological process: regulation of DNA-templated transcription. The transcript has 3 exons. NCBI's taxonomy places the organism in Eukaryota, Fungi, Ascomycota, Sordariomycetes, Xylariales, Hypoxylaceae.
GCCGCUUCGGCGAUGGUCAGCAAAGACCGGGACCAACUUUUUACAGCGGUCGUGAUAGCAAGACCGAACAAGAUAGACGAUGACUCUUCCUUCGCCUCUCCCGCUUAACGAUCUUCAUCGUCUUGCGUCCGGCUUUGGCGACAAGCGGAGCUGUAUAUGCGAAUCAUAUCGUAUAUCGAUAUUACACGUUACAGCAACUCCCGCAUACAUUGUGCAUAUUGUAUCCAGAGAGCGCUUGUCGCGUGCUUUAGUUUCCUUUUCCCCUUCGUCACCCUGCUUAUUCGACCCUUAAGAAGUUAGUCGCGAUUCCUAUCAUAUCCUUCCCCAGACUAUUUUUUCCCGUCUUUAAUAGAAACGUAUCCCCUUUUUACUCAUCAGGCCGUCCUCUCCUGUUCUUUAUAUGCUUCCACUCUAUCCGAAAUCGCGGGUUGAGGCCGUAACAGGUGUGACGACUUAAACUGGCGCCCUUUCCAUUUCAACUUACUGUUACGCCCUAGCCGUGAAACACUCUAGGUUGUAGAUAACGCCCUUCCAAAAUGACGACCAUCGAUGAGCUACCUGAGAUGGAGUUCGUCAACUGGGAUGGUACAGGAGUUGGCACUUCCUUCGAUCCCGUGACAAUAUCGGAGGGCGCAGCCGGUACCUUCGAUGCCGUCGCCACAUCAUCGGACCAACCAAACAUGGACCUCAUGUUCGGGGACGUUGAAGGUGAUGACUGGUCGUACUGGGCCCUUGAACACUUCGAGUCAACUCAAGUGCCGCAGGACAUCGACAUAUCGGCUCUCCCGGAACCGGAGCCCGCGGCAAACUCGCAGAUGUACUGGGAGACGCCGGAGGCUCCAUGCACCCAUUGCGCCACCGGGGGUUACCAAUGCAAGCGAAUCCGUGAAGGUAAGUACAGAGGUUACUGUACGAGCUGCGUUGCCCUACGAUGCGAGUGUAGCUUCGGGCCCCUGGAUAACAACUUGACUGCCGAGGCGGGUACGACUUUCCCUGCGAACCCCUGGCCGAUCAUGGGCGAUAGACCGGCGACUUCUAUUCUGCACGAAGAUGAAUUGACCGCCAUGGUCACUUCAGCUCCACCUCCUCACUGCCUGUUUACUUCAGAAAAUAGACAGUCGCCGUCAAAGCCCCAGACUAUGCCGAAGAUUGGUGCUCGUUUUUCCCGCGAGUCAGUCAAGAUUUUGAAAAAUUGGGUUGUAACGCAUAGCAGACACCCAUAUCCCACCGAGGAAGAAAAGGAGGGCCUACAGAAAAUUACUGGCCUCAAUAAGACACAGAUCACCAACUGGCUGGCGAACGCUCGCCGUCGGGGCAAGAUCCAACCGACUCGAGCCACAUCCCCUCAUGUCGGUCGAGGAUACGCCCAAGCCAUCGAUAUUCCACAGAGAAGAGGUACACCGGGACCUUUUGAGAGCAUGAAUCCGUUGCAACGUUGGGCGAAUUCACCGCCAGAAAACGAACCGGCGUCCGUCGCAGCUAUUGCUAGGGCUGUGUCAGCUUCUUCUUCUAACUCGUACUCACAAACUUCCGGAUCUGGUCGAAAUAGUCCUUACGUUUCCAAUUACUCGGACGAUGGAUCUAGUAGGUCGCUGUGCAAUCAGUCGUCUGCUAGUAGUCUUGGAACCUCCCACUCAAGUGGUGGCUCUUUCGCAUCUGCGUUUUCUAGCAAAUCACAUGGCUCUUUUGGUUCUCUACCAUCCUUCGUUCGAACUCGAGGGCGACGUCGUCGCCGCCGAGCUCCACCUAAGCGAGCUGACGAAAGUCUAAAUCAGCCAUUGAAGACUUUCCAGUGCACGUUCUGUACCGAAACAUUCAGAACUAAACAUGAUUGGCAACGGCAUGAGAAGUCGUUACAUCUUUCCCUUGAGCGAUGGAUAUGUUCCCCCGAUGGACCCCGGUUUGUCAAUCCAGAGAAUGGUUUGAUGAGCUGCGUCUUUUGCGGCGAGGCGAACCCUGACGAUGCUCACACCGAGUCUCAUAACUUUUCCGGAUGCACCGAGCGAACACAGGAAGAGAGGACAUUCUACAGGAAGGAUCAUCUACGACAGCAUCUAAAACUCGUGCACAAUGUGAGGUUCUUGCCGUGGGCCAUGGACAGAUGGCGAAUAGCCUCUCCCGAGAUCCGGUCGCGAUGCGGUUUCUGCGGUGUCGUGCUGGACAGCUGGACGAUCAGAGUUGACCACUUGGCCGAGCACUUCAAGACCGGUAACACUAUGGCUGACUGGAAGGGUGACUGGGGUUUUGAGGCACCCGUACUUGAGAUGGUUGAAAACUCUAUCCCACCUUAUUUAAUUCAUGACGAGAGAAAUACGCCACUACCUUACAGGGCUAGCACUGGCCCGCCAGCGACACCGACCAAUGCUUACGAACUUCUAAAGAUCGAACUUCAACACUGGAUAUCGGGUUUCACGGCGGAUCACGGACGGAUGCCAACUGACGCUGAGAUACAGGUUGAAGCUUGUAGUGUUAUUUUUGGUGCCGAGACCCAAUUAAGACCUAACCGCUGGGAGACUUCUUCAUGGCUGCGCGAUCUUGUCGUGUCUGCAGAGGAGCAAGCUCGAACCGCUGCCUUCCGACCAAUCCGGAACCCAUUGGAUAACCGAGUAACCUCGCUGCGUAUCAAUGGGAAGGAGGAUAUCUUCGAAGCCUGUGAAUUUGAGCAGCAGAUGCAGGAUUUCGUCAAAGCUAAGCAGCUAUUAGGUCUAACUGCCAUGGAUCAUGAGCUCCAGGUCGAAGCUUGCCGUAUCAUCAGUAGGACGGAGGAGAAAUCCAGCAGCACCUCUGAAGAUAUAGCAAAUUGGAUGCUUCGCUUGAUAUACGCGUCCCCGAAGUGGCUUGAAAAUUUCAAGACACGGGCGUCUUUACCACGCACGGAGGACUUGGAGGAUGUUAAUACAAGGUCAAAGGAUCCCAAGACCAUCGACUCUACUAUCCACAACUACAGUAGAUUGGAGCGAGAGCUUGCAGAGUACCUCCAAGAGCAGAGAUCGAUGGGCAUUGAACCCGGAGACGCCGAUUUGCAGCGGCAGGCUCGUAUCAUUAUCUACGAUACAGAUGAUGGGUGGAAUCAGACUGCAGCCGAUGAUAAAGAGUGGCUUUCUCGUUUCAGACAAAGACACUCCCCGAGCAAGACGCCAGCUACUAUAUCCACAUCCAGUGGUUCUCCAAUCAGUUUACGACAACAAUCUAAAUCGUCUCCCCCAAAUCAGGCUGCCCCAAGGGACUCGCAAUACGUUGGUCCUCUAUUCGAUAACCUACCGUCAUGUCGUGACCAGCCCGGAAUUCAUGUUAGCAUCAACAACUCUUCCAUCAAGACAGGUCCCUUCUUUUUGAACGACACGAACUGCUAUCGUCGCCUAGCACAGGGUCUCAACCGCUUCGUAGCAGCAACCAUGUCCGCCAACAAUCCCAACCGACAUGUUCCCACUGAUGAGGAAAUCCAGUACCAAGCACGGUGGCUGAUCUACGAUGACGACGACCCCUGGAACCAAACCGCCGCCGACAACUUCGAAUGGCUGCAACGCUUCAAACGCGACGCCAACAUCCUGCCCGCCGACAGUGGCCCAGGCCUCGGCUCCAACGACGUAACCUGGGCGCCCUCCGAAGGCGGAACAGGCUUCGCACCCCCUUACGUAGCGCCAAACCCCGCCUCAACAAUCGAGCCCCUAUCCUCCGACCCCACCAUUUUCCUCCGCGAAAACGCCAAGCCAUUCGAGCCCUCCGCAGGUGCCGCAAACCGGUUCCUGCAGAGCUUUACGCGGCGCCAUCCCGCUCCCGCGAAGGUAUUCUGCAGCCGCGAGUUAGAAGACGGAUUGACGGAGUACGUGCGCCGCGAGCUACGCCGCACCAACGGCGUUUUCCCCACCGACGACGCGCUACGCGAGCGCGCGCGACAGAUCAUGGCGAUGCAGAAGACGAGCUGCGACGACCCUAUCCUCCUCGAGCGGUUCAAGGCAAAUGUACGCUCUGCCGCCACGCUGGCCGAGCCAUUGGCUAGUGUACCCGAAAUUACAAGCCUAGGGAGUGCGGGACCGCUUACCCCGGGGAUAACGGCGGAUCUGGCGACUGUAACCUACGAUGAGCCCGUGUUGGUGCUCUCCAGGGAUAUGGAUGUGGAUUUCCAUUUCACGGAGGCGGAGAUGAAUGAUUUGCUGCUGGACGUAAGUCCUGAUCUAGGCGGCGGUGGUGGUGCGGAUCUGAAUGAUGGUAUGACGGGGAUUGACGGGACUGGGUUUAGGCAAUGAUCGGAAAAUACUAGUAGUAAUGAUGUUAAUGGUCGAGGUAGGAAUGGCGGCCGUUUCUUCUCUUCGUAUUCUCUUGGCACAUUAGAUACCAUUUGGGAGCAAUAGCUGUUGAUGCUUUUUUGGGACGGGAUGGGGUCGGGGUUGGG